This is a messenger RNA of Symbiodinium necroappetens, 381 nucleotides long. The record is from the annotation of a GenBank genome assembly. NCBI's taxonomy places the organism in Eukaryota, Dinophyceae, Suessiales, Symbiodiniaceae.
GAGUGGAUCCUGAUCGAUCUCCUGGGCAGCUACGUGUUGCACGGGGGACUCGUCUUGUGGGGCGAUGCCGUGCCGGCCAGCUACGGCCUCGAGGUCAGUUCUGAUGGUGUGAACUGGGCACCGGUGUUUGAUGAGAUGGAGCCGUCUGCGGACUACCGCAACUACCACAACCUGCCCAGAAUCAUCGGGCAGUGGCUGAAGCUGACAUGCCACAACGAAGACACUGCCGGAUGCAGCAUGAAGGAAGUUUUGGUCCACGGCAUCCCGGCAGCGGACGUGAGCCUGGCCGAGCUCGAGGAGCUGGCGCAGAGGACGUCUUUUGCGAGCAGAGUCUUCCCGUCGGCGUGCUUGGCCUUUAUGUUACUGAAGAUGAUUGUAUAG